AUGACCGACAAUCCGAACGAAGCAGUUGACCGAACUUCAAAGGAAUCUAUUCCCCUCAUAGCCGAGGCUGAAGCAAUCACGAUUUACAAACCCCCCAGGCCCGAGGAUAGGGCUCAACUCCUUGAAUCGGGGGAUUCCGCCAGAAGAGUUCGGGGAAAAGGCACGAACAAUGACGGCGGAAAGGAAGACAAGAAGUAA
Beauveria bassiana ARSEF 2860 is the source of this 198-nucleotide messenger RNA. RefSeq lists its product as uncharacterized. The coding region runs from base 1 to 198 and encodes 65 amino acids. The record is from RefSeq and is a predicted model, not a curated record. The transcript has a single exon. NCBI's taxonomy places the organism in Eukaryota, Fungi, Ascomycota, Sordariomycetes, Hypocreales, Cordycipitaceae.